Messenger RNA from Wasmannia auropunctata (little fire ant), 588 nucleotides. RefSeq names its product cytochrome P450 6A1-like. NCBI's taxonomy places the organism in Eukaryota, Metazoa, Arthropoda, Insecta, Hymenoptera, Formicidae. Gene Ontology annotation, molecular function: monooxygenase activity; oxidoreductase activity, acting on paired donors, with incorporation or reduction of molecular oxygen; iron ion binding. The record is from RefSeq and is a predicted model, not a curated record. The annotation marks the transcript as partial. The transcript has a single exon.
UAUUCAAACUUUAGAAUUCUACCUUUGUCGCAGACCGAGCCGUUGUCGCAACAUCUUUUCUUUUUGGAACCCAAGAGAUGGCGACCGUUGAGAACAAAUCUGUCGCCUGUUUUUACAUCUGGUAAACUGAAGGAAAUGUUCUCCUUGAUAUCAGAAUGUGCUGAUCAUCUGAUCAAAUAUAUGGAAAAACCAGCGACCACAGGUGAACCUGUAGAAUGUCGCGAGCUUACAGCCAAAUAUACAACCGAUGUUAUCGGUACCUGUGCCUUCGGCAUCGAAAUGAACGCAUUGUCAAACGAGGACAGCGAAUUUCGCAAGAUGGGAAGAAAAAUAUUCACUCUGAAUGGGUCAAAUCUGUUACGAAUAAGAAUGAGACAAUUUUCUCCAUGGCUUUUCGAUAAGCUCGGUUACAUCUUGCCGCAUACUGAGGCCACCAAAUUUUUCACGCGUGUUAUCAAAGAAAAUAUAGAUUUCAGAGAAACAAAUAAUGUCACUAGAAAUGAUUUUGUUGAUGUGUUGCGAGAAUUGAAAAAACAUCCAGAUAAGUUGGGUGAUUUUGGUAUGUAUUAAUCAUGUAAUAUCUAUGUU